Molecule: messenger RNA, 1564 nt
Organism: Rubroshorea leprosula
Lineage: Eukaryota; Viridiplantae; Streptophyta; Magnoliopsida; Malvales; Dipterocarpaceae
Source: the annotation of a GenBank genome assembly
UGCAUAGAAAAAUGGAUACAUUUCUUCAUCUCAACUAUAUAUUAUAAAGUUCCACUUACACAAUGCUAUCUAAAUCUCAAAUCUAAUAAGCAUCUAAGGAACAAAAGAAUAAUGAUCAUCCGAACAUUAUCUAUUUUUGUUUUCUUAGAACUGCUAAUGAUUGAAUCAGCAGGAGGCCAGGCUCUGGCAAUGCCUGGUUGUCAAGAGUUUUGUGGGAAUGUCAGCAUCCCAUACCCCUUUGGAAUUGGAGCAGAUUGCUACAUGAACAAAUGGUUUGAGGUCUCCCGCAAUGAAGCUUCCACCCCUCCUACAACUUUACUAACCAGCAUAGAAAUUGAGCAACAACUGUCUUCAACUGAGGGUAAUAUUGAAAAGACCAAAAUAUUUAGUACCAAAGAGUUGGAGAGGGCAACUGACCGUUUCAACAAGAAUAGGAUACUUGGCCAGGGAGGCCAGGGCACUGUUUAUAAAGGAAUGUUAGUUGAUGGAAGAAUUGUUGCGGUUAAGAAGUCCAAAGCACUAGAUAAAGAGAAAGUUAAAGAGUUUAUCAAUGAGGUGGUCAUUCUUACACAAAUUAAUCAUAGAAACAUUGUUAAGUUAUUAGGUUGUUGUUUGGAGACUGAAGUUCCUUUGCUAGUUUAUGAAUUCAUCCCCAAUGGGACACUUUUCCAGUAUAUACAUGAUGAAAAUGAAGACUUCCCAUUAACCUGGGAAAGACGGUUAACAAUUGCAGCAGAAGUUGCAGCUGCCCUUUCCUACUUGCACUCAGCAGCCUCCAUUCCCAUUUAUCAUAGAGAUGUUAAGUCCUCAAAUAUUCUACUGGAUGAAAAGUACAGGGCAAAAGUUUCAGACUUUGGGACAUCAAGAUUAAUUGCCAUUGAUCAAACUCAUUUGACCACAAAUGUUCAGGGCACAUUUGGGUACCUAGACCCUGAAUAUUACCAAUCUAGUCAAUUUACAGAAAAAAGUGAUGUUUACAGUUUUGGGGUUGUCCUUGUUGAGCUCUUAACCGGAGAAAAACCAGUUUCUUUAGCAAGGGCAGAAGGAGAAAGAAGUUUGGCCUCUCAUUUCAUUCAUUCCAUGGAAGAGAAUAGUCUCUUUAGUAUUCUUGAUGCUCGAGUUGGGGAGAGUUCUGCACGUGAAGAGAUAACAAAGGUUGCUAAACUUGCACAUCAAUGCUUGAGCCUGUGUGGUAAAAAGAGGCCAAGGAUGAUAGAAGUUGCUAUGAAGUUAGAGCAGAUCCGUCUUUUGCAAAACAAUUCAAAUGUUCAACAGAAUCACAAAGAGGUUACAUAUGUCAAAAGUGACGUAAACAAUCUCUGGGAUGGUACCUCGACUUCAAUUGAUUCAGGUUUGGACUCUGGGGCCUCUUUGUCCAUAGACACGCAGCCAUUCAUUUCCAGUAAAUGAUGGGGAUUUAGCUGAUUUAUCCUGGAAUGCAUUUAUUUCAUAUUGAGGAAUAUAAUAAGCUCUUUCUUUCUUUAGUGUUUGACAAUUUGUGGUUCAUCUAAUUUUUAUUUUUGUUGCUUUAUAGUUUAAAUUCAAAUAAAGUUUAUGCACUACU